This is a messenger RNA of Trichoplusia ni (cabbage looper), 2109 nucleotides long. RefSeq lists its product as uncharacterized. The coding region runs from base 71 to 2053 and encodes 660 amino acids. The record is from RefSeq and is a predicted model, not a curated record. Lineage: Eukaryota; Metazoa; Arthropoda; Insecta; Lepidoptera; Noctuidae. The transcript has a single exon.
GAGACUGUCUGCGAUAAUUACUUAUUUUAAAAAAUGACAUUACAAAUAUAGUUUUUUACAUUUACAAAACAUGGAGAGGCUUGAUAUUGUACAUACGUUAAACGAAGAUAAAGGGGAACGAGUAACCAGCAUUUAUGCGGAAAAUUUCUUCUACGAUGAUUCUAGUGAUAUACAAGAAAAAAAGAAAAAAGAAGAAGCAAAAAAAAAGCCAGAGAGCCAUAAGUAUGAACGUCAACAAGAAGAACCAGAUUGGGUUGAUGAAUGGGUAUCUCCGAGUGACUUGCUGAUUGGGAUCUUGGAUUUAAAGCCACCAUUUACGUCAAAAAUAACAAGAGGAGCUGCUCAUGAAGGUAUUCUAGAAAUCGGUGACGAUGUGCUGGACCGAGAGCGAUCUAGAUUCUUGAAGUACAUGCACGAUGUCAUCAAUGACAAUGAUGCCGCCUGGAGUCACAUUUUAGAACAUGAAAAAGCUGCUGUAGCUAAAAAAGUAAAAGCUAUUUAUCACGACAUUCUCACAAACAAAAGUAAAACUUUGAUGAAAGAGAUAAACAUAUUUUAUGAAAAAAGUCUUCAAGAACUCGAAAACCACUUAAGAACCGAAGUGUCAACAGUGCUUCUUGCCGCGCAUUCUAGUAUUAUUAGCGAUUUAAAUAAUGAAAUCAAAGAAAAACUAAACAAAGAAAGAAUUAGCUUGGAAAAAAUAUUACAAGAACGUCACGUUAGUGAAAUCAAUAAAAUCAAACAUUAUUAUAAAAUUCUUCUACAUAAUGAAAUAUAUCGGAAUAGUCAACUAGUUAACCAUGCGGUUCACGAGAGAAAUGAUGCCAUUAAAGCUUUUUACAAUCAAAUUGAAGCUCAGAACACUACAAGCACCAUGUAUGUGAUGUGCACAGAGAGAAAAAAAUGUAAGAUACGCAAAUUUAUUUUAGAUAAUAUACAAAGUACUGAAAUUGCUGAAAAACAACAAAAAAUUAAGGAACGAGACGAUGUUAUAGGAGCUUUUAAAAAGAAAGAAAGACAAAUAUCUGAUAUCAACAAGGAAUGGGAGGAGAAAAUAAAAAAGAUACUGCAAUUAUUUUUAAAAUUUGUAAGUUUUAGUCUGAAACUGCUACCUGAACAAACGACUUUUUUGCUUGAUUUAGAGAAGAUGGUUGUUUUGCAAUUAAAUGAGAUACAAAAGGCGCCCGUAAAGUCGCCAUCUAUUCUCAUAGAUACGGACGAUCUAAACAUAUUAAAAUUUCCUGAACCCCCCGAGCCUAAGGAAACUGAGUGCGAACAACCAUUUGUAAUUGAGGGCAACCUUCUUGAAACUGAUUAUCGACUUCUUUAUGGAAGUAGAGAGACUCUGCCGUCUGAUGUUGACUUACCGUACGUUAGACUUCAAAGAAAGUUUAUUUACGCUAAAUGCGGUCGGAUGGAUGAAGUAAGAGAUUUUCUUGAAUCACAACGUUGCAAAUGUCGGGAUCCUCCCGCUAAGCCGCCAUCGCCUGUCACGUCCAGCGAGCCCUCUACCGUUCAUGUAUCAGAAUCCGCUAGCGCUGAUAAGAGCGACUCGUCUCUCGAACCUCUGCUCAUGGAUGACAUUCGUUUGCUACGUGAAUGUCCUGUAAGGAAUUGUCAAGAUUGGACUAAGAAAUUUAGUUUUCCUUACUUGAACGACUAUUUAGAUUUCUCUGAAGAAAAAUAUCAGAGAGUAAAAACUAUACUUGAACCGACACCUGGAAAAGUAAUUCCUCCUGAACUCGUUGAUCCUAAAGCUAUAGUAACACAAGAUUUGCCUUUUGCGAAAACAAAAGAGCUUUACCAUCAUGUCGAGACACAAUAUUCGAGUCAAGAGGAUCUAGUGACUGACUUUACUUGUCCUUGCAUGGACCACUAUCAGCAGGUUCCGCCCGAACUGUAUCCCAGCGAUGUAAAAGAGUCCCCAAGUGACGAACUCCAAAAAAUACUCUUGAGACGUAAGGUUUCUCUACAACGCAUUAUCAAUAAUAAUCCCAAUUUACUUGGCAUAUUUACUGACGGAGAUUUUGAUUUUACCUACACCAUCAAAUAAUUGAUAAUUAUUUUUAUUGUUAACAUUUUGGCUUUAAUAAAUUAUAUUUAAUUUUC